Cucurbitaria berberidis CBS 394.84 is the source of this 1541-nucleotide messenger RNA. Its product is annotated as cation efflux protein. Gene Ontology annotation, molecular function: zinc ion transmembrane transporter activity. Gene Ontology annotation, biological process: zinc ion transmembrane transport; intracellular zinc ion homeostasis. The coding region runs from base 226 to 1365 and encodes 379 amino acids. The record is from RefSeq and is a predicted model, not a curated record. Gene Ontology annotation, cellular component: membrane. The transcript is spliced from 2 exons. Lineage: Eukaryota; Fungi; Ascomycota; Dothideomycetes; Pleosporales; Cucurbitariaceae.
CAAGCGUAAUGCAUGCGCGACCAGUAGCGUCUCAGCUAUGUAAACGAUAUGUUAUCGAGUUGUACAAGGGUUUGUUAAUGUAGCCGGUGCAACGAGUAUUUGUUUGCCAUCCAAGCAGGCACUCAUCUUCGUUUUCCUUCUCCACUUCCAUUCUACCAUUCUUCCUUCUCUAAUUCGCGUCUAAUCAUCUUUGACCUUGACACCUCCUUCGUCCUUCCUCGCAUUAUGGCCCACAACCACGAUCAUGAGCAUGCUCACCAUCACAGUCGAUUUCAGAUCACCCGAAAGACACGUCUACGGGCUGUGAUAGCUAUCUCCUUCUGCUUUUUUCUUGCCGAGAUAUCGGUUGGCUUCUAUACAAAGUCUCUUGCCCUUGUAGCAGAUGCUUUUCACUACUUGAAUGAUCUGAUCGGCUUCAUAGUCGCACUCGUAGCUGUCCACGUAACAGAGCGCAAAACCUCCCCUUCCGAUCUCUCCUUCGGCUGGGCACGAGCACAACUGCUAGGUGCCUUCUUCAACGGCGCCUUCCUCCUCGCUCUAGGCCUGAGCAUCGCUCUCCAAUCCAUCGAGCGAUUCAUCUCGAUCGAGCAUGUCGAGAAUCCCAAGUUGGUGUUGAUCGUUGGCUGCGUCGGUCUCUUCCUGAAUCUCAUUAGUGCUCUGUUCUUACAUGAGCACGAUCAUGACCAUGGACAUAGUGGGAACGAGGAUGAGGAGAACAUAGUUCCUACACCUAUGCAUGCGAGCCAUAUGCAUAUCAUUGCGAAGCCAAAGAAACAUGGCAUGGAUCUGGGUAUUCUGGGCGUCCUGAUACACGUCAUUGGCGAUGCGAUCAACAACAUCGGCGUCAUUAUCUCGGCAGUCAUCAUUUGGUUCGUCAAGUCACCAUCUCGCUUCUACGCAGACCCGGCAGUAUCUAUGUGGAUUGCUAUUAUGAUUCUUAUCUCUGCCGUGCCGCUCACCAAACGGUCCGGGAAAAUUCUCCUACAGUCUGCGCCCCUAGGAGUCAAAAUUGAGGACAUCAAGCAUGACUUGGAGUCCAUACCAGGUGUGCAGAGUGUGCAUGAACUCCAUGUUUGGCGUCUGGACCAGAAAAAGUCGGUUGCGUCCGCGCAUAUUGUGGUCAGUGACCCGGAUAUUGCAAGCUUCAUGAAAAAUGCGAAGAUCUUUUCGCAGUGUUUACAUGCGUACGGAAUUCAUUCUGCGACACUACAGCCUGAACUCGCCAAAGAAAACACAGGGCAGGACCAUGAAAAUAAGGAGGCGACAUCGGGCGUCACGAGUGCAACAAGCACUGCACGGCCAAGUAUUGAAAAAUGCGGAGUACCGUGUGGAACGUUGUGCGAGGAGCUAAAGUGCUGCAAUUGAUGAUGGCUUUCUUCAAGAAGAGACCGCGAGGAAGAUACCAUAGCAACGGACAGUAAACCAAGGAAUGAUAUCCUUAAAAUUGUCUUGCUUGCCGACUCUCGCAGUAAGAGAUGUAAUGGCGGCCUUAGCCAUACUUGUCUUUUCUAGACCUUCAAAUCUCGGCUCAAUCUUCUACG